AUGCAUUUUUCCCCCUUUUCGUCAUUACCAAUUAAACCGGGAAGUCAAACGCGCCUUGUUCAAUAUGUCAAUCUUCUACAUAGGCGCUGGUCCUAUUUUAUAGCCGAUCAUAUCACUGGUGCAAUUGUUAUUUCCGUUUUAAUAUCUAUCCUAUGUACCGCCAAAGUUAUCACUACACCUUUUAAAAAUGAUCUAAUGGGUUUUGUACCAUACGGAGUGCGAUCGCGUAAAGAACACGCGGUACACGAGGAGUUUACCAAUCAUAGUGGUAAAGGAAUUCUUUUGAUGACUCUCAUCGUUGCAAAAGAUGGUGGUUCAAUUUUAAGAACGGAAAUGUUGAAAGAAGCUGCUGAAGUAGAUGAAUUGAUUUCGAAUAAUUUUACAAUAUACAAUCAUAUUCUUAAUAGAGAAGAAUCUUUUAAUGAAUUUUGUCGCAGUUUCUGUUGGCUCAAUCUUCCAAUGCAACAAUUUCGUAACGGUUUUGAAGCGCAAUUGGAACUGUUUCGAGAUCAUCAGCCAUUAAAUGAUCGAAUAUCUUUGGCUUAUCCUGUUUCCACAAUGUACAGUAUACCUUUCAACAUACAGAUGAAUUUCAAUGGAAUAGAAUUGAGAAAUAAUACAUUUGCGAUUGAUAAUUUGAUGAAUAAUUCAACUACAGAAAUCAUCAAUUAUGCUCCAUUUAUUACAAACAUGGUGUCGGCAAAAAUGAUAAGACUUAUAUAUCGUGGAGAACGAAUAGGUGACUGGACUGUUAAACAAACGCAACAGUACGAAUUAAGCAUUGUUCAUUACUUUCAACACAAUUACAAGCCAAAAUACAUUCGUGUGCUGGCGGCAUCGUUUGAAUAUAUUCAUUAUGAGAUGUCUCGUGCCAGUUUAAGUGUAUUACCAUAUUUAACUGUUGGUUUUGGUGUUAUGUUCAUUUGCUUGGCAAUAUUGACAACGAUCAGUGCUAUAUAUAUGCAACAAAUGAGCAUUUAUAAGAUUUACUUGGCUCUUUUUGCUUGUAUUUGUCCAUUAAUGGCCAAUGCAACAGCCAUCGGAUUAUUGUUAAUCGUUAUUGGAAUACAGUAUGAUGCCAUCUUAUCAAUAACACCACUUCUUACUCUUGCCAUUGGUGUUGAUGAUGCCUACUUGAUGAUACACGCAUGGCAACGUGUCACAAGAGAAUGUAAUUUACAUCCUGUCAAAGAUGAUUGCGUACCAUAUCGUCUUUCACAGGUAUUAGAAGAGACUGGACCAGCAAUUCUAAUAUCGGCCUUAACGAACAUUUUGGCUGAUGCAAUUGGCUCUUUUACUGGUUCACCAUCCAUUACAAUAUUAUGUUUUGGCAACAUGUUAUCCAUUUUUAUAGAUUAUAUUUAUCAGUUAACCUUUUAUUCGGCAAUAAUGUGUAUUGUGGGACAUUUUGAAAUGAAAGCAGCAGCCGAACAACAAAAUACUCAUUCAAUCAAAAUUGACAACGAGAAAAAAGGCACAAUAAUAAAUUAUUGCAAAAAGAACUCAUAUACCUUUCGUGAAUAUACAAAGAAUAUUUGUGCUUCAAUACUUGAAGGCUACGUUACAUUGGUGACAAAUGAAAUUUUCGCAAUUGGUGUAUUCUGUUUGUGGGUCAUUCUGGUUAUAGUAUCACUUUAUGGAAUAAGUAAAACAAAAAUUGAAUUAAAAUCGGAAAAAUUAUUCCCAUUGGAUUCACCACUUAUUGAGUUGAACGAUCUAUUAGAAUGGUACCAAAUUCCUGAACAUACCAUGGCAUUGUUUUAUGUCAACAAUCCUGGAAAUCUAUCGGACACGGAUCGUUUACAACGUCUUAAUCAAAUGGUUUCUGAAUUGGAAUUUAUAAAUGGUUCUUGGGGCUCAGAGAGUACCAAUUAUUUCAUUCGUGAUUUCACUGAUUACGAAAAACUAUUGACUGAAGCAGAUGAGGAUUAUGAUUCAGUAAAUACUUCGGUUGUAUUCAAAGAGGAUGAUUUGCCGAUAUUUUUAGACUGGCCUGAAUAUCAGAGAUGGCAUGGCUUUGUGAUUCUCGACGAAACUGGUCACCUGCUAAAAUUCUUCUUUACAACUGCUUAUUACGGUGAAAAUUUGAAGGAUUGGCCAGAGAGAGGUAUUAUGUUAAAUAAAUGGCGGAACAUUAUAGAUAAAUACAGAGAAUUCAAUGUAACCGUUUUCAUGGACGAUGCAAUAUUUCUCGAUUUGAUUGAUAAUAUGGGAAGAGAUGCAUGGCAAUCAGCGAUUGGCAUAUUAGUUUGCAUGGCAUUUAUUUCUUUCAUCUUUUUAUAUGAUCUGUUAAGAGUGGUUGUUGUGUUGAUUGCUGUUAUUUCUAUUAUGAUUGGUAUUGUUGGAUUAUUGACUCUAAUGGGUUUUAAUUUGGAACCGAUCAUGAUGGCUGCAAUGUUAAUUUCAAUGGGUUUCAGUGUUGAUAUACCAGCUCAUGUAGUUUAUCAUUACAAUAAUGGCGGAACAACAACUAAUCAUCAAUUAACAGUAAAGGAAAAAUUACGAAUAUGUUUUGCUUCGGUUGCGCUUCCAGCAUUGCAAGCAUCGAUAAGUACAAGUUUAUGCCUGCUUGUUCUUCUCUUUAGAGAGCUCUACAUGACACAGGUGUUUGUGAAAACGAUGUUGCUAUGUAUAUUUCUAUGUGUUUUUCAUGGUUUACUUAUCAUUCCAUGUAUGCUUGUACUCACUGAUCUACUGAUCCAAUUCUACAGAAAGUUACGAAGUCAUGAAAUUAUCUCGCCUGCUAUUUCCGCCUCAUAA
Molecule: messenger RNA, 2760 nt
Organism: Cercopithifilaria johnstoni
Lineage: Eukaryota; Metazoa; Nematoda; Chromadorea; Rhabditida; Onchocercidae
Source: the annotation of a GenBank genome assembly